Messenger RNA from Drosophila ananassae, 1523 nucleotides. RefSeq names its product aquaporin AQPcic. Gene Ontology annotation, biological process: transmembrane transport. Gene Ontology annotation, cellular component: plasma membrane. The coding region runs from base 461 to 1321 and encodes 286 amino acids. Lineage: Eukaryota; Metazoa; Arthropoda; Insecta; Diptera; Drosophilidae. Gene Ontology annotation, molecular function: water channel activity. The transcript is spliced from 3 exons. The record is from RefSeq and is a predicted model, not a curated record.
AAGUGUAUAUGAUAUCUGAACAAUUGGAUUAACAAUAAAAUUUUGCGAAUCUACAUUAAAAAUAGACUCUCAAGUGGUGGCCUCCUCCCUGAUAAGAGCGACAAAGAUUGGUUCUAUUGUUUUAUGGCCAUUCUUUGAUUUCUUUGUUUUCUAAUUUUUUUUUUACGGUAAUUGAUCUAUGAACCCAUUUGGCAGUUAAACAAGUAGUCAUGGAAGUAGCUAUCAUCUAUAUUUGAUUGUAAUUAAUAUAUAUUUAAUACCCCCGGGCCAACACGCUACUCCAGUGCCAAUACGCACAAAAAUCGAACUCGUUCAGUCUUCUUCCGUCAAUCAUAAAGGGUGCAUCGUGGUGUCGACAUCUAAUUUAUUGUAUAGGGUCUAUAAAAUGGGUGUAUGGAGUGUCUAUACAACACUGUACAAAGCUCUAUAAUCAAGAAGUUCGACGAAAAAAAUCGAUGAUAUGGAACAAGAACGUCAAGGGAUGAAUUCUCUACAAGGGAUGGAAACCUUGACGGGAAGUUUUUUGGCCGUAGAAUCAUUUGUUCCUGAAGGAGAGAACAGAAAUGGUUGCUGUAAGGUAUUCAAAAUGAAGGGAUCGACGCUGGACAAAAUCUGCGCCUUUCUGGGCGAACUUAUCGGCACCGGAAUCCUUGUCUUCCUGGGCUGUAUGGGUUGCAUCAACUCGCCCAUCUUUGCCAACACCCAUCUACAGAUUAUCCUGAACUUCGGUUUCGCCGUCUUAAUUGCCAUCCAGUGCGUUGGAUGUGUUUCCGGUGCCCAUGUCAAUCCUGCCGUGACCGUGGCUGCCCUAAUCUACGACAUGAUCACUGUCAAGAUGGCCCUUGUCUACUUUGUGGCCCAGUUGCUGGGUGCAUUCAUUGGAUACGGACUCCUCAAGCUUCUAAUGCCCACCAGUGUCGUUGAAGUUGGGGCUGGUCUUUGUGUGACAUUGCCCCACACUGAGGUCACUGUUGCCCAGGCCUUUGGAAUUGAGUUUGUGGUCACCUCUAUUCUAAUUCUGGUUUGCUGCGGUGUCUGGGAUCCGCGUAACUCCAAGUUCCACGAUUCGGUUCCCAUUCGCUUUGGCCUGGCAGUUGCCGGUUUGGCUUGUGCUGCUGGUCCUUUCACCGGCGCUAGCAUGAACCCGGCCAGGUCCUUUGGUCCCGCCCUCUGGAACGCUCACUUCGAACACCACUGGAUCUAUUGGGUAGCCCCUCUGUCCUCCGCCGCCAUCACCGCCUACGCCUACAAGAUCGUCCUCCGCCGUGAGGUCGUCCAGGCAGAGGCGUCCACCGAUGAGAAGUUGCGGGAAAUCCGCUAAUAGUUACCAAAGACAUUGCUUUAGGAAAAAACACACACAAAGCCUUAACUAAUUUACUAUUAAGCUAAGAUGCCGAAUUUUAUACUAAAUCCAUUCAUUUUACGCUACUGAAUAUGAUUAAGGUGUUCUUCUUUGGUUUUUAAACCACAUAAAGUUUUGCCUUAAUUGCUGUCAAAUAAAGAACAUCGAGAUUUUUAAAUUA